Messenger RNA from Lactuca virosa, 1397 nucleotides. NCBI's taxonomy places the organism in Eukaryota, Viridiplantae, Streptophyta, Magnoliopsida, Asterales, Asteraceae. The record is from the annotation of a GenBank genome assembly.
UAAUCGGGAAGAUAAAAAGGAUCCGGUAAAAUUAAUCGUAUUUCGGAGUUAAAAUGGCGUCGAUCUCCGCCGUAGGUCCGUCGUCGGCAAUGAAGGAAUCUCCAAAUUGGCUGUUAAUGCCUGACGAACUGAUGGAAAAUAUAUUUGGAAGAUUGAAUAGCGUGGAAAAACUCAGGAGCGCAGGGCAAGUAUGCAGAACUUGGCGGAGAAUUUGCAAGGAUCCGGCGAUGUGGAAGGUCAUCGAUAUUAACAAAUGGCAGGAUGGUUGUGAUAGGAAUUACAAAAUCGAGAUGCUGACUAAGCAGGCAGUCGAUCUCAGCUGUGGGGAACUGAUUGAUAUCAGUAUCGGAGGAUUUUGCACCGAUGAUCUCCUUGAUUACAUCGUGCUACGCUCACGUAAGCUGAAGCGUCUUGACCUUUGGUCCUGCGACCAUAUAGCGGAUAGUGGGUUUAGUUGGGCAAUCAAAAGACUGUCGCAGUUGGAGGAACUUGAAUUCUCUUACAUCUUUAUCAGUGUAGAAGACAUUGAAGUUAUUGGACAGAAUUGCCCUCAGCUCAAGUCUUUCAAGGUAUUUGACAUUAUAUACACCAGGCCAUACGCCGAAUGUGAUGAUCUAGCUGUUGCAAUUGCAAACAACAUGCCCGGGUUACGCCAUUUGCAGAUUUAUGGUGAUGAGAUGACAAAUGAUGGACUGAAGGCCAUUCUUAAUGGCUGCCCUCACCUUCAAUCCCUAGACGUGCGUGAGUGUCAUAAUCUUUAUCUUGGGGGGAAAUUGGGAAAACUCUGCAUGAAACGGAUCAAAGAUUUUAAGCACAACUCAACACAAACCUCUGAUGAUGAUGAUUAUGAUGAUGAUGAUGAUGAAAUGCAUAUGUAUCCCUCUGGGUCCGAUGUUGAUGAAUCUUUUGAAGCGGACGAUUAGGAAUACUAUAUGAUUGAUUGGUAUGGAUCUUUAGUUGGAGAGAUGUUAUCAAAUUUGCUUAGAAUUGGAUCUAGUACAAUUUAAAACUUUAAUUGCACCAGAUGCACAUCCUUUUUGCUUUCAAAAAAUGUUAUGUUAUCUUUAGGAAGGGUUUGCUAAGCAAGAAGAUGAUUGAGUUUUGUGAGAAAAUGGGAAUUGUGGAAGUAAACGUUGAGAGGCCGGGGAUGUUGAAGUAAAACACAAUUCUUGAUUGGAUUAUGAUUAUGUACAUGUUUUGCAUGCGUUCAUGGACUACUUAUGUCCAACUUUAUUUUAUUAGUUUACUUAGUAGUUUAGUUUUUCUUGACUUGGUCUUCCAGUAGUGGGUAGUUUCUUCAUAGUUUUAUGUCAUAUGUUAGUGGGACAGUUAUUCCAGUUUAUGUAAACCUUUUUUGCACCGUAGUUAAUAAGUAUUCAAGUUUGUAUUUGGAAGGC